This is a messenger RNA of Entrophospora candida, 1065 nucleotides long. The record is from the annotation of a GenBank genome assembly. Lineage: Eukaryota; Fungi; Glomeromycota; Glomeromycetes; Entrophosporales; Entrophosporaceae.
AUGUUCCUGGAACCAAUUUAUAAAGCACUUCACAUACCACAAGACUUGACUUAUGGGAGGUCUGCAUUACCAUAUUCUCCUUAUGAGCAAACGCUUCAUUUACCGCCAUACAUCCAUACUCAUCACGAAAUCCCAUUUUCCUCUUCCACUUCACCAAUAUUAAGCAACCUAAAAGAGCAUUUCAUAUAUUACCAAACAUGGCAACUACCAAUCACCAUUACAAAACAACAACGAAAUGUUGACAUACUCUUUGUCCAUGGUCUGAAUGAUUAUGGAGGUAGAUUUUCUGAAUUUAGUAAACCAAUCUUGGAAAAAGGAUUUCGAGUGAUAUCAAUUGAUUUGCCAAGUUUUGGAAGGUCAAGUGGACUACAUUCAUAUAUAGAAAGUUGGCAAUCAUUGGUUGAGGCAAUUUAUUUGGUUAUCAAUCAUGUUCAAGGACAAAACUUGACAGAGAAUGUUGAUGAGGAGGAAGAAGUAGUAGAAUUGAGAAAAAAUCGUAAAAUUAUUUUGGUAGGUGGGUCGCUUGGCGGAAUGGCUAUUUUAUGUUAUGCUAUAAGAUAUCCAGAAACAUUUGAUUCGUUUGUGAUAAUGGCUCCUUUAAUUCAUGUGCAUGGUCAAAGUAGGCCUAGUAAAUUACUUGAAUAUUUGGCAAAAUUCCUUGUUAAAACACCUUUUGGGCGUCUGCCACUUGCUAAAGCUCACCGUGGUAAAAGUAGUAGUGAUCCAUUACAUGAUUUUAGAUUUUUAUCAGACCCGCAAACUUAUCAUGGAAACUUACGAUGUGCAACAGGUUUGUCAUUAUUGGCGGGUACUGAAUGGUUACAAUCAAAUCUUGAAGAGAUACGUAAACCAUUUUUAACAUUACAUGGAACAAAUGAUCGCGUUUGUCAUAUGAGAGGAUCAAAAGAAUUGAUUUCACGAUCUCAAACUCCUGAAGAUCAAAAAUUCAUAAUCUUGUAUGAUUAUUGUGAACAUGAUAUGUUGCGAGAUCAUGGUAGCGGUAAGAAAGUUUUGGGAGAUAUGAUUGAUUGGUUUGUAAAAAGAGAUGUUGGUUUGGUUAAUUAG